This is a messenger RNA of Penicillium digitatum Pd1, 1170 nucleotides long. RefSeq lists its product as uncharacterized. Gene Ontology annotation, biological process: meiotic DNA recombinase assembly; reciprocal meiotic recombination; DNA repair. Gene Ontology annotation, molecular function: ATP binding; four-way junction DNA binding; ATP hydrolysis activity. Gene Ontology annotation, cellular component: Rad51C-XRCC3 complex; Rad51B-Rad51C-Rad51D-XRCC2 complex; replication fork. Lineage: Eukaryota; Fungi; Ascomycota; Eurotiomycetes; Eurotiales; Aspergillaceae. The record is from RefSeq and is a predicted model, not a curated record.
AUGGACCUUCUCGGUCUCGACGGUCUUGAAGGGUUCAAUGAAGACACGCCGCCCGUGGUUUCGAUCUCAGCAUCGCAAUCCCUCAACGCGUCGGCCGCCACCCGCGACCCGAUUACGACGGGCCUGGCGCGUCUGGACGAGGCUCUGAAUGACCUCCCAGACCAGCCAAAUCAAGGCGGUAUCCUGCAUGGACAUGUUACGGAAAUCUUCGGACCCCCAGGAGCCGGGAAGACCUCGCUGGCGUUGAAUAUUGCACACCAUGCGCUACGCGACGGCAAAGUAGUCUGGAUCGAUACGGGAUCUCCGGUGCCCAGUUCCCGGCUCGAGGAAAUGUCCAUCAACCUCGACGACUUUAUCUAUUUCCGGGCGCAUACGCUGGCCCAUCUUAUAGCCCUGCUUGGACGUCCACCAAAGGGGUUUCCCCCGCCGGAAACAAACCUCAUUGUCAUCGACUCUGUGUCCAAUUUAUUUCCAGCUUACUUCCCCAGCGCUCAAGAGCUCAAGGACCAGCUCACCGAAGGCAAAAUCACCGAUAAAGCACAUCUGCAAUGGUUGCUCAAUCGCAAAUGGAACAUUGCUAGCGAGCUAGCCACUCACCUGGCCAGACUCGCCGCGAGAAACAUCGCCGUGUUGGUUAUCAACCAAUCCCAUACGAAGAUCAAGCCUCAGUCUCACGCGGUUCUGCAGCCGCUCUUGUCGGGCAGCGCAUGGGAGGCCAGUGUGCAAACACGCAUUGCAAUAUUUCGUGACCUUCCGGAUGAGCGAUUCGCGGAGGUUGAGAAGCGUGCGGGUAAGCCAUUGCCCGAGCAAGCCGAGGAGCUACUCGUUGCAUUUCGCAUCGAACCGGAUGGGCUCUAUGAAAUGGCGGGGAAGGAAUCUCUACCCUCCGAGCCUCUGACUCCCUUGCUAAAAUCUCCUCCCGACUUUGAAUACUAUGAUCCUCCUACUCCGACUCCUUCACCUAUAUCCUCUGUGCUGUCUUCUGUACCACCAUCUUCGGAAUUGAAGUCUCCAACCCUACUACUGCCCAAACCGGUGUCACCAGAGCAGCCUGUGCAGACACCAAAUAAGAAACGGAAGGUAGCGGAGGUAGCCGACAGCCAGGAUGAAGACUCCGAGGAAGAUGUCCCUUGGACAGCAGAGGCAACCUUGAACACGAAUUCAUCGUGA